Molecule: messenger RNA, 1480 nt
Organism: Populus euphratica (Euphrates poplar)
Lineage: Eukaryota; Viridiplantae; Streptophyta; Magnoliopsida; Malpighiales; Salicaceae
Exons: 1
Coding region: 271-1173 (300 amino acids)
Source: RefSeq, a predicted model, not a curated record
UAAACCAUCGUCCCCCUUAUACAGUUGAUAGUGUUGAGAACCAAACACAAAAACCAAAAAAGUAGCUGCACUAAGACAACCAUGGUAGAAUACCCACCAAUUUAUAUUCCCGACCACUACUCUUAGCAAUCAGUUAAGCCCUUUAUCUGUCCUUCUUGCAUCCCAUCUCCUCCCAUUUUCUAUCAACUUUAAGUUCUAAUACUUUUCCUAUUAUUAAUCUUGUAUGUUCUUUAAGCAUGGAAGGGUGAAUCUCUCGAUAUAGUCCAGCAUAUGGAGCAAGCUCGUUAUUGGAUGUUGACAAAACGGAAGCAUAGUUUGGAUUCUCAUUUUCAGGCUUCAACCAAUCCUUCGUUUGAUGAUUCUUGGGAAGAACAAGCUUUCGCUGAAGAUGCAGCUGGUCCUCUCGGAGGAUGUAUAUGGCCUCCAAGAUCUUAUUCUUGUAGCUUUUGUAGAAGAGAAUUUAGGUCUGCUCAAGCUCUAGGAGGUCACAUGAAUGUCCACAGGAGGGAUAGAGCUAGACUCAAGCAAUCUUCAUGUCCUCACAAUGAAAUUCUCCAUCAUGAGCAUCAGAAACCUCGCAAUCACCCUCAAAAUCCCUAUACAUCUUUCGGUUUUCAAUACCCAUCUCAGCUUUGUACCUUGGAUUAUUGCCCUAACCCUAAUCCAGAUCCUGGUGUUAUUCCAUCCCGAACUUCAUCUUCUAGGGUUUCAAUUACAUCUACUCAAGAGAAUUUCUGUAAUAAAACCGUUUCCCCUCCUUUCACUUCUUUUAUUGUUGAAGAACAACAAAAGAGAUCCCAUAAAUCUUCCCCCCCGCAACAGACUAAGUUAGCAAAAGAAAGAUGUCAUAUAUCUUCUCUAAGCACUGAAGGAGAGCAGAAUUCAAGGAAAAUAGAAUCAGGAUGUAGAGCCAAAGUAGAUUAUGUCCAAACAGAUUUGUCUGUCAGCUUGAAUUUAGUCGUUCGACGAAGUCGCCCGAGCAUAUCAGACUGUGGGGAGGAGCCUAUGAGCUGCAAGAAACGGAGGAUUGAUAAAUCAUCAUUACCUUUCUUUCUAAAGUGUAAUUCAGUUGAUAAAAAUCAUGUCCAGUCUGAGAUGUUUGAAAUUAGCCCUUGCACUGUAGAUGAAUUGGAUCUUGAGCUCAGGCUUGGUGACCGGCCUAAGGUAAAGUAGUUGCAGAAUCUCGAGUGCUAUCAAACAUAUUACUGGCCGUCUGGCACCUUCUUUAUUAUGUUGUUUGAUUUCCUCUUUGCCGUUUUUUCUUCUUUUCCUUUCUUAGAUCAUGAGAUCAUGGCCUCUUUUCUUUGUUAGAUCCUUGAUCACUUCGGCAAUCUCUCAAUCGUUCAUGAUUUUGCCAGUUGCAUGUAACAAUAACAAUAUUAAGAAAAACAUGACAGAAAAACAUGAAGAGCUCAUCUAUCUUCCGCAAUAUCUUGUUUAUAAUAGCGAUUUUUUUUAUUGCAUCGACCAUAGUUACUAA